This is a messenger RNA of Histoplasma capsulatum G186AR, 2514 nucleotides long. Its product is annotated as survivin. The record is from RefSeq and is a predicted model, not a curated record. The transcript has 4 exons. Bases 1 to 2514 code for a protein of 837 amino acids. Lineage: Eukaryota; Fungi; Ascomycota; Eurotiomycetes; Onygenales; Ajellomycetaceae.
AUGAGUACAAUCGGAAUGGAGACCGUCGCUGCUCGGCUCGCCACCUUUUAUGCCACUCACGAAUCGGCACCGAAGGGUAGAGUAUCAAAUGCAAAGGCUACAACGCACAGCGUCUGGCCCCAUGAAAGACCAUCACCCGAAGAGCUCGCACAUGCCGGAUUCUACUACAAGCCCACUCCUCUUAGCCCAGAUAAUGCCGCUUGCUUCCUUUGUGAAAGAGCCCUGGAUGGUUGGGAAGAAGAAGAUGACCCAGUCACAGAGCAUCUAAGACACUCGAGUGAAUGUGGAUGGGCAAUUAUGAUGGAUAUCGUGCGGCGGUCUUCGAACCCAGCAGAAAUAGAAGAUCCUACAAGCGCUAGAAUCGUAGAGGCAAGGAGAGCGACUUUUUCGUCAAUGUGGCCUCAUGAUGGGAAAAGGGGUUGGGUAUGCAAAACGGAAAAGAUGGUUGAAGCAGGCUGGUACUUUUGCGCCCAUGAAGAGAGUGAUGAUUUCGUAAGCUGCGCUUACUGCAAGUUAUCACUGGAUGGCUGGGAGCCAAAAGAUGAUCCUUUUGAUGAGCACUAUCGUAGAUCUUCAGACUGUUCAUUUUUUCAUUUUGCGCUGAAUAAACCAGUGAAAGCCACUCGUGCGAAGAAGACACGAUCAUCGAAGGCAUCACGCCUGUCGACUCAAUCAGUCGCUACAACCGCAUCUGAGGCACCUGAGGUUGAUUAUGAUGACGAAAUGGAUAACAGUAACAUCUCUCAUUCAGCUAACAAAACUUCAAAAAUGACGAGAAAGACAACGAAAUUGAAAGGGAAGAAAACAAAGACCAAAAAGGGAGAUUUUGUUGAACCAAAUCUGCAGGCAGAUAUGGAAGAUAAUAAUGAUGAAGCUCCGGAAACGUCCAGACCGAAAAGAGCAGCGAGGGGAAAGAAGAGAAAUAGUGAUGCAAUGAAUGAAGUUGAAGAAGGGCCAAAUGAAAAGGAUGAUACGAUUGGAUCAGAGCCACCUUCUAAAAGACGAGCCACGAGGUCAGAGAAUAUUGUGGCGAACCAUGUUGUGAACUCGGACAUCAAAACAGUGGAAUUGCCAGUUGCUGAUGAGAAGUCUAUGCAUGGAGAAAAACAACCCUCGCGAAAACCACGAAAAUCAAAGCGAGCUUCCUCAACAACAAGGAAACCACCUACAGCUCCUAAAGGUUUAAGAUCUAGGAUUCCCGACGAUGACGAGAUUGACGCCCAACUAGAGGCGGAUCUCGUCGCGGGCAUUGAAGCUGAUGAAAGAGCAGUAUCUGAACCUGAGCAAACAGACGGACACUCCGCGAGCAAACAGAAUCGUUCAACAGCACCUGUUGCAUCGGUUCAGCCAGCGGCAUCUUCGAUUAUUAAUACCAGUGAUUUUGAAGAAGAGCCGGAUACUAAGACCCAGAGAAUCCAACGUAAAAAGAACUUGGGCAAGAAGAAGCCCGCAGCUCGGAAAAACUCCCGUGCCCAAGUUCAACAAGAACCUGCCAACCCAGAUAUUCACGAAGCUAAGAUUAAACAUAAACCUAUAGCUGAUGCUAUAUGGGGUGGCCUCGAGCAGCAGACAGGAGGCAAUGUGGAGAUGGAAGACGCACUUAUCCCCAAGGAUCAGGAGGAUGAGAGCUUUGAAAAUCACCAACCGAAACCUGUCCCUAAAAGACCUGGGCGACCUAAGGGCUCCACCGGGAAUUCGAAGAAGCAAAAUCAGCAACUGCAAAAUGAGAUUCCAGUUUCUGAAGAGACUACUCCUAUCCCAUCUUACCUCCACGAACCUCCCGUCCAAAACAAAACGAUAAAUGAAAGUCACAAUAAGGCGCUUAAAAUAUCGGGUACAAGCCCUAGCGGCAAGGAACCGCAAGCAGGUCCAGAAACUCAAACGUCAACCAAUGUACCACGGAAGGUCGCGUUUAAAGCAUCCGGAAAUAAUGAUACAUCAUUAAAGCGGAGUGGUACCCAACAACGAUUGAAUAACCCAGGAAUGUUUGAGCGCGCAUCGGACCGGAUAGUUCAAGUCUCUCAUAACCCAAUUUCGCCAAGUGCACGGGUGAAUGAGUCCACGCCGUCUCCAUCCCCGCAAUCGUCCGAUGCAGAGAACAGGCCACCCUCAAGCCGACCAAAUACCCGACCCACCUCGUCAUGUGUUUCCAAACCACAGGCAACUUUUGUUGUGCCCCUUGCGACAAGCACACCUAUCACUUCACCGUCAAAAACAUAUGCACAGUCUGGUCAGCUAAUUACCUCCCAUCCUUGGAGUCCCGUUGACCCAGAUGAAAUUUUCCUCUCGGAUUCGAUCAGUAAAGAGAAUGUGAAUAUCAAUGAUAUUCUUCACGCCGUUAGAGGGGACCUAACAAGCCCAGAGAAACAGAUGACCGUGGAAGAAUGGAUCAUGUGGAAUGCAAAAAAUGGAGAAGCUAAGCUGCGAAGUGAAUGCGAAAGAUUGGUUGGAAUUUUUGAGCGAGAAGGGGGAAAGGCUAUGAUGGCUCUUGAAGGGAUCGAAUGCACUGAAUGA